CGUGUUUUUGAGGUUAUCUGUCAGUAGUGUUAUUGUAAGUUCAAUUAAUUUUAUUUGACUACAUUACACGCAAACUAAUUACAAAUUAUGGCAAAGCAUCAUCCAGAUCUUAUCUUCUGCAGAAAACAACCAGGCGUUGCUAUAGGCCGUUUGUGUGAGAAAUGUGAUGGAAAAUGCGUGAUUUGCGACUCCUAUGUACGUCCAUGUACCUUGGUGAGGAUAUGUGACGAGUGUAACUAUGGGUCGUAUCAGGGACGAUGUGUAAUUUGCGGUGGUCCCGGCGUUUCCGACGCUUACUAUUGCAAAGAGUGCACUAUACAGGAAAAAGAUAGGGAUGGAUGUCCGAAGAUUGUGAACUUGGGUAGUUCAAAGACUGAUCUGUUCUAUGAGAGGAAAAAAUAUGGAUUUAGAAGACACUAACUACUGUGUUAUUAGGAUAAC
Molecule: messenger RNA, 441 nt
Organism: Spodoptera exigua (beet armyworm)
Lineage: Eukaryota; Metazoa; Arthropoda; Insecta; Lepidoptera; Noctuidae
Source: the annotation of a GenBank genome assembly